This is a messenger RNA of Ichthyophthirius multifiliis, 984 nucleotides long. RefSeq lists its product as hypothetical. The transcript has 4 exons. Lineage: Eukaryota; Ciliophora; Oligohymenophorea; Hymenostomatida. The record is from RefSeq and is a predicted model, not a curated record.
AUGCAUCCUUCUCUUAUUAAAGGAAAAGGAAAAGCUAAAGAAGGAUUUUCUUUAUUUAUGAUUUUCGAGAAAUUCGCCUGUACUAAAAAUGGAAAGAAAAAGCUUAAAUAAAUCUUCUUUACACCUACUUAUAAUAAAGAAAUUAUUCUAUAAACUUCUGUUCAUGAUAAGUCUUUGCUUACUAUUAAAGAGGAAGAUGAAGAAAAAGAAGAAGAUAAAAAUAAAGAUGAAGAAAAUGCAUCGAAAUAAAAUUAUUUUACUGAAGAUGAAAAUGAAGAUGAAGAUGAGGAUGAAGAGGAAAUAACAGAAGAAGGAAAUUAAAAAUUAAUUAAAGAAUACGGCUUGAACUAAGAUUACAAAUACUCUUUUUAAUUAAAAGAUGCACUCUUAUUUAAAUGUGAUAUAUGCGUAGAUUUAGAUUUACAAUAUGGUGAUAUUCAAAGUAAAAUAAUAGACAUACAAAGAGAAAUAUUAAGAGAGAUAGAAUUUGAAAUAAUCUAGAAUAAAGACGAACUAAAUCAUAUUAAUGAGUUUUUAGGAGAACUAGAUGUUUUUUUACUUUUUUUCUAGGCUGUUAAACAUACAAUUUACGAAAACCAGAAAUAAGCGAAAAUUCAUGUAUCAUUUUAAUGGAAUGUCGAAAUAUACUAAUAGAGUUAAUAAUAAAUGAAAAAAAAGAAUAUGUAAGAAACAAUUUUAUUGUAUAUAAUUAUGUAGAUUAAUAUGAUGAAAAAACAUUUUCUUUUUAAAUUCUAAAUAAAACUUUUUCAAAUAAAAUUACAUUUUUAACUGGUCCAAAUUAUUCAGGAAAAAGUGCUUUUUUAAAAACUCAUAAAAAGGUAGGCAUUUGUUGCUAUUUAGCUCAUUUAGGAUGCUUUGUUCCUUGUAGAUUUUCCAAAAUUGGACUUUUGGAUGGAAUUUAUUGUUAAAGUAAUAUGGUAAGUUCUAUUCUUUCUUUUAUAGGGGAAGGUGAGGAUGAACUGA